AUGGAAGUGGCGCAUGGAGCACGGACAUCGGAGUGGCACGCGAAGAAGCGCGCGACUUGCAGCUCUCCACUCGAUAAGGUGAAGCUCUGCACCAUCCGUUCCAUCACCACCAGACACAUUCCUACCACCGCCACCAUGGGGGAUACAGACCAUCGUCGCGACUACAGACCAGGAGGUGGCAGAGGCAGAGGAGGGUAUCAUGGCGGCAACCGCAAACGCGGACGGGAGGACGAUGACUAUGACCAAAACUACCGCAACCAGCGCCAACGCCAAGAGCCUCCGCCAGGCACGAGGAUCCGACGAGGCCUGUGCGAGAUCGCCGAAGACCACGGCAGACUGCCUCACGAAGUCGCUGGCAACCUUGCGAAACUCGCCGCCGACAACUACGACGACGAAUACGUGAAAGAGACAUUCGGCACCGUCGCGCUUGGAGUGGUCGCAGAGCAGCCGUUCAAGAUCCCCUUCAUCGCCGCAGUGGUGCAGUAUGCGAACAUCGAGAAGUCCGAGGUCACGCAGGAUGUCAUCAAACGCACAACGGACAAGCUGCAGCAGGCUCUGGAGGCGGGGCAAUGGCGGCAGGUCAAGCUGUUGCUACGCUUCCUGUCUUGUCUGACGGAAUUGUUCCAAGAAGACGGCGUUUUGCCGAUUCUGGACGAGCUGUUCAGCCGUGCUGCAGAUCUGCAGACUGAGUCGCAAGAGGAUGCAGUGGGUAUUGAGCUGGUCAAGAUCAUCCUCCUGACCAUUCCAUACCUGGUCGCGGCCUCCAGGGACGAGUCAAUGUCGCAGAAAGUGGCCGAGCUGCUAGAGAAGACCGACAUCAUUGCAUCCACUACCCACACUCUCGAGACGCUGGUCGAUCCAUAUCCUACGACUAGCGAGAACGAGGAGAAGGCUAUGACUUGUGCAAGCGUGAUUUCGCUGCUGCAGUCACAGCUUAGCGAAGAGGCAAACAACGGAUGGAAGCUGAGCUGCAUACCACGAGUCUUCGAUCCUUCCUUCAAGCCUGGAGUCAAGAAGGAGUUGAAGGAAGAGGACGAAAACGAGGAGAUGAACGGCAAUGGCGAGGUUUCUGAUCCAGUCAAGCAUGCAUUUCCAACUGUCACAGUGCCAUCCUCGAUACAGUCAGGAUCCCGCAUCCUGCUGCCAGAGCUAUACUUCUCCAUCUUCGCAGACCAAGACAUCGAGUCUGUCCCACCUACCUCGAACAUCGCCUCUUCGCUCCUUCGCGACACAAUCACUGAUACGAUCAAUCUUCUCGACUUCAAUCGAAACAUCGUCGCCAAGUACCUCACGGAGAUCGACUGUUUCUGGACCAAGGACACCUUUGUGAAGCGAUCGACCACGUUUGACAAGCUGCGCGACAUUCAGGACGGUCGGCCCACCUGGAAGCCAGAAGAUAUUGUAAUCGAUGCCAUCUUCUCUCAGAUCUUCCAGCUGCCUACGCCGGAGCACAGAUUGAUCUACUACCAUUCUUUGAUCACUGAAUCUUGCAAGAUAUCUCCAGGGGCGGUCGCGCCCACGCUCGGUCGCGCCAUCAGAUUCCUAUUCCGCAACAUUGAUCAGAUGGACAUGGAGCUCUCUUAUCGCUUCAUGGAUUGGUUCGCUCACCAUCUGAGCAACUUCGAAUUCCGGUGGAAGUGGACAGAAUGGGAGGGUGAUGUUAAUCUUCCAGAUCUUCAUCCGAAGAAGGCCUUCAUCAACGGUGCUCUAGACAAGGAGAUCCGACUGUCUUUUGCCAAGCGUAUUCGCGAGACACUGCCAUCAGUAUAUCACCACCUGAUUCCGGCCAGUAAGGAGAAGGACAUGCCGGACUUCAAGUACAGCAACGACGCCACGCCGUUUGCAAAAGAAGGUCGCGAGGUAUUGGCAGCGCUCAAGAAGAAAGCACCAGAGGAGGAAGUGCAGCGCAUCCUCGACUCUGUCCACGAGCAGGCCAAAGGCAUGAACUUCGCCGAUCCAUUGGUACCAAGCACUGACAUCUACAUGACCUCGAUCCUCAGCAUCGGCUCGAAGUCAUUGUCGCAUGUGCUAUCCACCAUCGACCGAUGCAAGGAUCGACUCCUCAACAUUGGCCAACAAUCCGAAGCAGCUCGACGACAGAUCAUCGCAUCCGUGGUCGACUUCUGGGCAGAUCAUCCGGGUACAGCGGUCAACAUUGUCGACAAGCUGCUCAACUACAUGAUCAUCACGCCGAUGGCCGUCAUCCAGUACGCACUGCACGAUCGCAUGGACAGAGGACGCGCUCUCGCAUCUUCUCAGAUUUAUGAGAUGGUGUCCAUCACCAUGUUCAAGGUCACUAACCGUGUUCGCCAAGUGCUACGCGAGCGCAACAACAUGAGCCUGCGCUUCGAUCAACGCAAGCAGAUCGACGAAGCACUUCCACGCGAGCGUGAGGGAAUGAGGGAGCUCUUCGCUGCCAUCGAGGAUGCGGUCUCUGCCGUUGCCAACGGCGCUCAGGACGAGAUGAUCGAGCGCUACGACGGUGACAGCGCGGAGCGGGACCUCAUCGUACUAUGGGGCAGCCGCUGGACUAGAGUCUGGCGACGUAAGGCAGCGGUCGAAGAAGCGAUCGUGGGUGAUGAAGCCGUGGGACCUCUGGAAGAGCCGCCUGCAGUUGAGGAGGUGCAGGAUGCCAACGUGGCUAUGGAUGAGUUCGAUCAGGUAUCGUAG
This is a messenger RNA of Fulvia fulva, 2670 nucleotides long. Its product is annotated as Nuclear cap-binding protein subunit 1. Gene Ontology annotation, cellular component: nuclear cap binding complex; nucleus. The transcript is spliced from 3 exons. The coding region runs from base 1 to 2670 and encodes 889 amino acids. The record is from RefSeq and is a predicted model, not a curated record. Gene Ontology annotation, biological process: nuclear-transcribed mRNA catabolic process, nonsense-mediated decay; mRNA export from nucleus. Gene Ontology annotation, molecular function: mRNA binding; RNA cap binding. NCBI's taxonomy places the organism in Eukaryota, Fungi, Ascomycota, Dothideomycetes, Mycosphaerellales, Mycosphaerellaceae.